CGAAAAGACAAGACUGAUGCACCAUACGGUGGUAAUGGCACACUAUCACCCAAUACCGAACAGCCAUCAUGUCAGAGUUCGAUGCUGCCACCACCAGGUGGCGGUAGUAGCGGCCCGCAAUCAAAUCACACUCACGUGACACAUGUCACUGGUGGCGGUAGCGGUGGCGGCAGCGGAAAUAGUAGCAACACUGGCGGUCGUGAUCAGCAUGAUGGCGGUCAUACACAGAAUUCCAAAUUGGAACGCCCCAAUACGCUUGGCACCAACAAAGUGUCACGUCGCGUGAACAUUUGUUAUCAUAAUGAGCAUUAUCCAGAUGGCGGCGCUGUAGUGAGUAAUGUUAUCGGCGGUCCGCCCGGCAGUACGCCACCACCCUACGCGUCCGAUGGCAAAAUGGCGAAUGCCCAAGGUGGGGGCAAUGUAGGUGCUGGCGGUGUAUUACUCUCCGAAUUGCCAGAACCACCGAUACCAGUGUCGGAAAUUGGUCCAAUCCCACCGCCGCCCAUGUUCUCCACACCGAGUCCAACCUUGAUAGCUGGCCGCGCACAUGGGCCGGGUGUGAUGAAUGAUCAAGGCUAUCAGGAUUAUGAUUAUGAUGAUCAUGAACCUGACGAUGAUCAACUAGACUCCGAUGAGGAGUAUAUGUUCCAGUUGCGACAGCAACAACAAUCAUUACAUCCCAAUCAUGUCGAUACACAGCGCGUUGAGGAAAUUCCAGCCAAAGAGCCAAAACCAAAUGCAGUUCCUCUUAAGUCGGCACUGAAGAAGAAGACCGGCCAAACGUCCACCUCAUCACCAGCCACGCCCACACAGGAUCACAGUAACGCCAAUGGCAAUGUACAACAAGGUGGUGGGGGUGGUGGUAGCGGUAGUGGUGGCGCAGCCACAUCGGCUAGUCAGCGACCAUUGGUAGUGCGCCAGGAUGCAACCAACAGUUAUUCGCUUAACAGGCAGCAAGUGUUCAACAUCAAUCUGCCCAGCACCGUUGAGAAUAAGGAGAAUACACGACCGUUUGUGAUACGCGAGAGCAGCAGUGACAGCGAUGAAGGUGAUGGACGUAUUCUGUAUCGUGAUGAUGAUAAUGACCGGCAGGCGAAAAUUGCGCGCAAAGAGUCAUUAUCGCUGAAGUUGCAAUUGCGGCCAGAUAAACAGGAUUUGAUCAAUCGAAAUAUCCUGCAUCAGGUCACCGAUAAUGAGCUGAAGGAGUCAAAGGAAGCCAUUGGCGCACGACUCAUACGUCGACUGUCAAUGCGGCCCACAGCUGAGGAGCUGGUGGAACGCAAUAUAUUAAAGACACAAUCACCCGCCGAAGAGAAGAAACAAAAGGAGGAGAAGAAAUCGUAUUUGUUGCGAAAGCUGAGUUUCCGACCCACGGUCGAGGAACUGAAAGAGAAGAAAAUAAUACGUUUCAACGAUUAUAUUGAGGUGACACAGGCGCAUGACUAUGAUCGACGUGCUGAUAAGCCAUGGACAAGACUGACGCCGAAGGAUAAGGCCGCCAUACGUAAGGAAUUGAAUGAAUUCAAAUCAUCCGAAAUGGCGGUACACGAGGGUAGUCGGCAUUUGACAAGGUUCCAUCGGCCAUGACAAAUGCAAGGGCAGCAAACGACACUUGCAACAGCAGCCACAUCAGCAGCAACAUCAGCGAAAAACUCAUUUUCUAAAUGCAACCAAUACAAUUUUGUGCUUGAACAGCAAAAGCGGCAGCAGCAGCAGCAGCAAAAGUUUGAGCGUGAUGGCAUAAAAACGAGAAAAUGAGAUUUAAAAAAAUAAAAAUAAAAAAAUUUACAAAAAAACUUCAAAACUUCAUCAAAAAAUGUAAUAAAAAAAUUGAAAAAUAAUAGCUCAAAGGCGGUAAAGUAAAAAAAAAAAUACAAAAACAAACAGACACACACACGCAUACACAAAUGCGAAUUAGAUUGUUGAAAGGAUGGAGGCAAACUAAAAAACAAAAACGAAAGUUAAAUGAGAAAAUAAAGACAAAUUGUAAAAAAUGGCAAAUAAAUUUCUAUUUCUACAAUAAAAGUAUAUAAAAUAAAAAGUUGAUAAGAAUUGAAAAUAAGUUAAAGAAUAAAGCAAGAAAUUAGCAGCAGAGAAGUUUACCAAAAGCAAAAAAAAAACAAGAAACAUAGAAAACUGAAGUAAAUUGAAGCAAGCCAAUAAAUAAAGUUGACGACAGCAGAAGCGGCAUACGUUACCAUACAGCGAUAAUUACAACAUCAACAACAAGAACAACAGCAAAUUAAAAGCAGCAAGCAAUUUGUAACAACAUGGUACGUGGAGCACCACCACCAACAACAGAAAGAAAAUAAGAAACAGCAAGGCUAACAAGCAGCAUUGAGUAACCGUAGCCUGGCAACUCGGCAACGCGGCCAUUCUGACUGUUGGCAUUGAGUGUACGAUUCCCGGCGCGCUUAAAUACAUACAUAUUUGUCACUUUGAACAAAAAUGCCAACAAAUAAACUAUUUGUGCCACCAACAGGACAUCAACAAUCAGCUGCAGGUAGAUAGAAAAGCUGCAAUGAGAGUGUGUGAUGAUAAGCAGCGAACUGUGACUUUCAAAAUUUCUUCGAAACUCGUUCAAAGAGUCAAAGCCGCCAAAAUAUUCAUUCCAUUACAAAACAACUACAACAACAACAAUAAUUAUAAUACGCGAAUGGCUUGCAAGAUUCGCCAUGACGAUAAAUCCCGCUAGCAGCAGCGGUGGCAAAACUAAAGCAACAACAACCACAGCAGAAAACAAUAUUGUCCGCAAUAGCCAUGUUCAAUGCAACAGCAACAGCAAAAAUAAUAGCAACAAAGCAAAUAGCCGUACAUUUUAAUUUGUCCAUUAUAACUGUAAGCUUGAAUGGCGCACACUUUCGGUCAUUUAAAGUACCUUUAAGCUCAUUAUUGUUAUUUAUUAUGUAAAUGUGUAUAACAAAGGCUUCCGACAAACGUACUUUCAUUCAUUCAUUCAUCCAUUCAAUAACUCAACUCGCCCAUUAAAUCUAAAUACAAAGUUUUCUCCUUGUCUACAAAAGACUUUGAAAAGAAUUUUCUACUUUUCCACUUUGCGUGUGUUAAAGCCGUAUUUAUUGUUGUUUAUCUUUUGUAACGCUUGUUUACAUCUUCCGCAAAAUGGUAGCUGCUCUAAAAAGUUGAAGAUGCAAGUAUUUUUAAAUAUAAUCUGUAACUAGCUAACGUAAUUGUAAUUCAUACAAUAAAUUUGUUUUGUAAUCGUUGAAAGUUUCAUAGUCGAAAUAAAACAAUGACCGCAUAUGAAAUGAAA
Anastrepha obliqua is the source of this 3271-nucleotide messenger RNA. RefSeq names its product phosphatase and actin regulator 4-like. Bases 82 to 1587 code for a protein of 501 amino acids. The transcript is spliced from 6 exons. The record is from RefSeq and is a predicted model, not a curated record. Gene Ontology annotation, molecular function: actin binding. Lineage: Eukaryota; Metazoa; Arthropoda; Insecta; Diptera; Tephritidae. Gene Ontology annotation, biological process: actin cytoskeleton organization.